UCUGAACAAAUCUGGGGACUACAGAGCGCCCACACUGCCACAAAUAGGUUGGUUAAAGUCAUGAGCGCUGACUGGUUGGGUUCAGAUUUUGGAAAUAUGCCUCUGUGAAACCAUUUUCUUCAAAGUUUAACACACAGGUAUUUCUCUCUGCCUUCUAUUGAACACACACCUUUUAUCAUAUUUCUUGAUCUCAGUAAACACCUUGAGGGGAAAUUGAUUAUUUUCAGUUUGAAGCAUCAGUCAGUAUUGAUUCAUGGAUCAGGUGAGACUGUGUCCUCCUCCCUCUGCUGGAAGAAAUGUGUACAGCCGGGCUCUAACUGGCCAGAAGGUGUUAGUGAUUAACCCUUCCUGUCUAACCAGGAGACCAACAGCAGGGCGAAGUGCGGACAGAGUUCAAUCUUGAGAUUAUCAAAGCACCAUUUCAGCUGUUUUUACUGAUUUCUGAUGCUCUGACAACAACUGGGGAUCAGUUUUGAACACUUUGGUGCGUGACACCCACAGGCAUCAGGGCCAUUAAAUAAAAGCAUUUAACAAACUGAAUGUAACAGUGCAGACGUCUAGUUCCUGUUGAGUCUCUGCACUGCCUGAGAGAGAGACAUGGAUGCUUUUGAGGGGAUUCACAGCGUCCAGAUUUCCUCCUCUCCACCAUCUUCAGCAUCAGCCAGCCCAGGAUAUGAAGUCCUCAAAGCAGGGAGAUCUGGAAUAGCAGUAUAUUCCUCUGCUGUGUUUUUUGGGAAGCCUGAUGUCCUGGGACAGCCAGCUGCUAGACACAAGUGCAGCAGGGAACCUGAGGAGGAGGGCUGUGUUGUUGGAUGGUUGGUAGAUCUGGAUCCAGAGCCAAAGUCCAGAGUGGAGGGAGGAGGCCAGGCUGGGCCCACGUCAGGCAGAGACCAUGGCGACCUCUCCCGGCUUCGUAGCUCCUCGCUGGAGAUCAGAGAGAAAGAAAUCCGAGAGAAGGGCUCGGAGAUCCUCAGGGAACAGCUGGAUGCUGCAAAGAGGGAACUGAAACUGAAGGACAAAGAGUGUGAGCGUCUGUCGCAGGUCAGGAAUCAGCUGGAGCAGGAGCUGGAGGAGCUCACUGCCAGUCUGUUUGAGGAAGCUCACAAGAUGGUGCAUGAAGCUAACGUCAAACAAGCAGCAGCGGAGAAACAACUGAAGGAGGCUCAGGGAAAGAUUGAUGUUCUGCAAGCAGAGGUGACGGCGCUCAAGACUCUGGUGUUGACAUCUACACCUUCUUCACCAAACCGCCAGCUGCAUCCACAGCUGCAGACUUCAGGAACCAGGGGAGCGUACAAACAUGUUGGGGGUCAUUCUCGCAAUAAGAGCGCAAGCGGUGGCUUUCCAUCCCCACCUGGAAAACCAGAACCCUCUUCAGUUUCCAUUCAGCCUGCGGCCAAAGAAGACCGAGAGAUGGACUCUGUUCUGUAUGCAGAGUUUUUGAUGUGGAAGGAGAAUCCAAGUGUAGAGCGCUCCUCUGCCUUCCUGAGUCGCAUCUACAGAGAAGACAUCGGACCCUGCCUCUCCUUCACAAGAUCGGAGCUGUCGCAGCUGGUGCAGAGUGCAGUGGAAAACAACUCUUUGACUAUUGAGCCUGUGGCCAUGUCAGCGUUACCGAUGGUUAAAGCCUCAGCUAUUGAGUGUGGCGGCCCAAAUGGCUUUAGGGCAGCAAUAGAGACAAAAUGUGCGUUAAGUGGCAUGUCUCGCCUCUGCCGACAUCGCAUCAAACUCGGCGACAAGGGGAGCUACUAUUACAUCUCUCCUUCCAGCCGAGCGCGGAUUACAGCUGUUUGCAAUUUUUUUACUUACAUCCGCUACAUUCAGCAGGGCCUGGUGAGACAUGAUGCGGAGCAGAUGUUCUGGGAGGUGAUGCGUCUCCGCAGAGAGAUGACUGUGGCCAAGUUAGGUUUCUACCUCACUGACCAGGGCUAGAGGCCCGGACAGUCAACUGAAACACCCGGCAGGACGGCACGAUCUCCGCACCUUGAUUAUUUAAGGUCAGGGUUAAACUGUGGUAACAAUCAGAUCCUGGAUCUGUUUUUGUAGCAGAGGACGUACAGCAGUAGCGCUGCAGCAGAGGUCGAUCAACAAGGGAAGCAGAAAAUGUUCCACUUUUAUGCAAUAAGACAAAACAUUCAACCAGCACAGCUAGAAAGAAGUCAAAAUAACACAGAUUUAAAGAUAGUGUUGUUCCCACAGAUAUGUAACAUAUAUAUAUUUUUCCGUUAUACUGCAGGCCUUCAGUAAUUCUCUCCACUGGUGAGAAGAAGUGUUUGUUUCUGUUUCUGAACCUCCCCGGUGGAGAACACACAACUUCUAACAUUAAUACAAAUAGACUCUACGUGUCACGUUUCAAGUGUUAGUCUGUUGAAGAUGAGCACAAUGCAUGAAAGCAGUGUAGAGAGUUUAGUCGGUCUCUUACCUCGAGUAUUACAUACUUAUAUAAAUUAUGUAAUGUUAUAGUUCUACUGUGAGAGUGACAAUAUUCAUUAUUUUUAUAUAAUGCUCACUUACCAUGUGUAACCUUGAAAUUUAUGAAGAAAACUGUUUUUCUGACAGGACGCUGCGGUGAAUGAAGAAUCCAAAAAAGUGAAUAGUCUUUAUAAAUUGAAUCAAACAGGGACUGUUUAACACCAACAAACUAUAUAAAAACAUCUGUUAACAAACUCUCACACAGCCUGUGCAGUAUAGUCCAAGCCUCAUUCCUCCAGUUGUAUGCUCAGUACUUCCAAAGCUAGGGCUGUCCCCGACUAAGAAUUUUGUUGUCUUCACAAAUUCAAGGUAACACGUGGCGAGUAAUUGAUAUACAACUGGUCAAUUUGCAGGUAAAUUAUUCUUUGUUACUUUCAGUUUUUGGUUCAAACACCACAGACUUUUUGUCUCAGCAUGGCCUUAAUUUUGUUGAUGCACUCUUGCACUUCCUGUUCUAGAUGCCUUGUAUAAACACACAAAUGAAACAGCUGCAGCCUGUUGCAAAAGCUUCAUGUAAGCCUGACCUCUACUUCAUAUCAGAAAUAUUGUUAAUGACUUAGUUAUGACACUUCCAUGCUCAAAAUAGUGACAGUUUUAUAGUAUAGCCAGAAGACGAACAAGCUUUAAUCCAAGUGAUUACAAUAUGCACAACUGUAGUUUUGCACGUCUGCAGUGAAGAGUAUGUACGUACAGUUAAAGCCAUAAAUGACUUUGCAUGAAUGCAGUACAUAGCCAUAUUAUACAAUGUAUAUUGGUUGUACCUCAUAAUAUAGAUUUAUUAUUAUGAAUGGACAAUUUUUACAGAGAACAGUCUGUUGAAGGUAAAAAUGAAGACUAUUGUGUCAGAAAGUGCAAUAACUGCUUCCUAGCCUUCUGUAGGCCUUUGAGGUUCCUACCCUCAGUGUACUGAUCAUUAAAACACUCCAUUAAAGACGAGGCAUUGUAGCCUCACUGCACCA
This is a messenger RNA of Epinephelus moara (kelp grouper), 3428 nucleotides long. RefSeq names its product RAB3A interacting protein (rabin3)-like 1 (gene rab3il1). The record is from RefSeq and is a predicted model, not a curated record. Bases 598 to 1929 code for a protein of 443 amino acids. Gene Ontology annotation, biological process: exocytosis. The transcript has 12 exons. Gene Ontology annotation, molecular function: guanyl-nucleotide exchange factor activity. NCBI's taxonomy places the organism in Eukaryota, Metazoa, Chordata, Actinopteri, Perciformes, Serranidae. Gene Ontology annotation, cellular component: Golgi to plasma membrane transport vesicle.